Messenger RNA from Rosa rugosa (rugosa rose), 2326 nucleotides. Its product is annotated as protein PHYTOCHROME KINASE SUBSTRATE 4. Gene Ontology annotation, biological process: phototropism. Lineage: Eukaryota; Viridiplantae; Streptophyta; Magnoliopsida; Rosales; Rosaceae. The record is from RefSeq and is a predicted model, not a curated record.
UAACAUUAAAUGGCUUCCAGAACUCUUACUUGGAAAGCUAACGUAAACUUAUGCAGGAAUGGGCGACCGAGUAUAUAUGUCUUGUGUCAGGAAAUAAAUUAUAAUAGUGCAAAUGGUAUCAUUUUAAUUGCGCUAUGAUUGCUCGAUGAUCACAUAUCUAUUUCAAGUUUUGUACUCGAGCGUGAGUUGUAGGCCUGAUGCCUAUGUAUAAAUAUUGAUAUGCUGUUGCAGCAUCAAUAUGUACUGAAAGUGACAGACCAUUCAGAUACAUAUUUUUCUAAUUUAGUAUCCAAUCUUUCCUUCGGUCGAGGCAAAAAAGAAAAAAGGAAGAAAAAAAAAUUAGAGGAAUAAGGGGAAUAGACGAGAGAAUAAUGGAGAGAUCAAAAUGUGUCAGCAGUGGCAGCAACAGCAACAGCAUAUCUCAGAAAGAGUGCAUCCUUGGAGACAGAAAUGUAUCAUUCCCUGCGUAUCGCAGACCAGAUCACGAAAAGGAUGGCCUUGCGGCAGGUGAUGACUCCACUGAAAUAAGCAUUUUUGAGGCCCAGAAGUACUUCAACGAAAGCAUCAUUGAUGCCCACAAGGUGAGCAACAACAACAAUAAUGGUGCUAUUAAUAUUAAUAACAGAGCAAUAUCUUCUCCUUUGGCCAACAAUGUCAGCAUCGACAACAUGGAACAGCUUUCGAGAUUCUCCUGGGCGGCUUCCUCAUCCGUUCAUGAUGAAUACUCCAGUAUUAACAUGGCAAGGAAUAACUACAGAGCUCGGUCUUUUCAUGCGGCUGCAACGCCAACGGCUUCAUCUGAAGCCAGUUGGAACAGCCAGACCGGAUUGUUAUCCCAUCCUCCUGGUACAGUUGCAGUUUCACUGCGGAGUCCUACUCAUCAUCAUCAUCAUCAACAUCAUCAUGAUCACAAGAAAAGUAGAGGAAUGGCCGCAUUGCCAUCGUCUUCGUCUUCUCCGAGAGUGAGAUGGUUUAGUUUUCCAAGAAGAUGUCCAUGCUCUGGCAAGAAAUCAGUUCGAGUUGAGGAAAAAAUGUCAUCACAGCAACCGGCUAAGACCUCAUCAUCACAUUACGCAGCAGCAGCAGCAGCAGCCGCCCCGAGGAGUAUAUCCUUGGAUCUCAGAAAUCAAACACCCAAGUCAAAGUCAGUGGUGGCAGCGAGUGGCGACCAGCAUUUGAUGUGGGAUGAAGAGGGGCAGAUGACUGUUAAGAUACCAUCAGCUGGAAACCCCCAUAAUCGAUUAUUCAGACCUCUUCCUGCUGCUGCGGAGAUGCAAGCACAACAUACUAACGCCUUUAGCUUUCCCAUAUUGAAACUGAAUGGGAGGGGCACAUCGUGGUCCUCGUCGUCACCAAUGUUGAAGUUGCAGCAGCAGCCUGCUACUGUAAAACAAGAACCAACUCUGGGACGGGAAGGUCUGGAACCCUUGACUACUAGUACUGAUGAACAAUCAUCCACAACUAUUUCAAUCCACAAGCCUACUACUACUAGUACUGAUCACUCGAGUACUGGUUUCACAUUCCCUGCAAGUCCCAAAUCCCGAGUAAUUAUAAGCAAUGAUGACGAUUUGGGAAGCGAUGCAAGCUCUGAGUUAUUCGAGAUUGAAAGCUUCUCUACUAGUACUCAAACAACAGCUACUGCCAACAACUACCCAUCAGUGUUGUACCAAUACAACAACUACCGCAGGGAUUCAAUGGAAGAUGAUGCCUCCAGCUUUAAUGCUAUUAGAGGUUUGUAUCGCCGGCGAAGCAGCUUAGAUAAUGAGCCAAUGACGCCUUCAUCAGCCGAGUACUGCUACGAGCCUAGUGAAGCAAGCAUAGACUGGAGUGUAACCACCGCAGAGGGGUUGGACCGGCCCAGCACAUCAUCGGAAGCAGAUUACCAUCAAGAUGAGCUGGAAAAGAUGAGCAGACGACGCUCGUCAUCCGCAGGGAGUUAUGGGUUGUUGAGCUGUCGAUGGGAGAAGGCGGUGAGCGUGGGGCCGAACCCAGUGAGACUAGUGAGUAGUAUGCCUGCUGGUGCUAGUGCUGGUGCUGUUGGUGAGGUGAUGAAGCAUGUGGGGAGUAGGCCACCCUUACCCUAUAAACCACGCUGCUCUCACUUGUCUAUUCCUUCUGCAACAUCAUUCCAUUCAUAGAUGCAACCGCGGCAGCAGCCUCCUGUUCACGCCAGCACCCAUCUCUCGUCUUAUUCUCCCAUCCUUGCUUUUCUUUCCAUUGGAUAAUCGUGUGAUAUGUUUUCUUUCAUUCAAAAUUGUGUCUGUCGAUUUGCAUCAAUGAUUGAAAUGCCAAAUAGCUCUUUGAAUUUUAUGCGUUCUACUUCAUC